GCAAUUUUUACAACAAUUUGAAAUGUUUGCUAAUGGUUGUUGGUCGCCAUCAUCAUCAUCAUCAUUAUCGCUGAAUCAAAAAUCAUCAACAUCAACAUUUAUUUGUCCACAAUGUAAUGAUCCAUUUACGAAUGAAAAUCAAUUACGUGAUCAUAUUGAUCUCGAACAUAUGCAGCAGCAACAUAAAUUUCCGCAUCCAUCAUCAUUAUCACCAUUAUUGUCGAAUAAUUCCGUUGGUUUUACCGCCGAACAUCACAAACGACAACAUAAACGUAAACGUUCACCAUCAAAUCAAUCAAUUUGUUCAACAAAUUCAUCAAAUAAUGGUGGUGCAAGUGCAAGUGCGAGUGUUGAUGAUGCAAAUAUUUUACCAAGUGAUUCAUCAAUUCAUGGUGAUAAUAGUGAUCAUCAUCAUCAACAACAUAAUCGACGUAAAUCUCCAACAUUCUAUGACCAUCAUCAAGAUGAUCAUCAUCAUAAAUCAACAGCAGCAACAACAACAACCACCUCGACGACAACAACAACAACAAAUUCAAAUCAACAACAACAACAAUUUCGUUUGGUAGUUGUGGUGCGGGUGGAAAUAGACAACAAUCACCGGGUUUAA
Messenger RNA from Dermatophagoides pteronyssinus (European house dust mite), 607 nucleotides. RefSeq lists its product as uncharacterized. NCBI's taxonomy places the organism in Eukaryota, Metazoa, Arthropoda, Arachnida, Sarcoptiformes, Pyroglyphidae. The record is from RefSeq and is a predicted model, not a curated record.